UUGGAAUCAGUAUGGCGGCAUUCGGCGUGCGCAUCACACCUGCAGUUGCCUAACAAUCCUCUAAUACUCGUAACCGCGUGAUUCUCAUAAAAAUUCUUCGAGACAGUUUCCGAACAUUCUGAACUCGCGAGGGCACCUUCGGUCAAUCCAUCGAAAAUUGUUUAACCCCUCGAACAGUUAAACUCGCAAGAGGCACGGUGUUACCAGAGGAUAGACUGCUAUGCCGGAACGUCUCGGUGGAACUCGCUAGUGACGGUGAAAAUAAGAAUGAUUUGGCGAGUUACGAGAGCCAGGGAAAACGUGAGGCAACGGUAACGAAAGCUGAGUGUUACAUGGAUCAAUUGAAAAUUGAUAAAAUGUCGACGAUCAAGACAACUGGAACUGGAGCUGCCAGAACAUCUCUACCUGUUCUUAGUCACUUCAAGUAUGAACAUCUUGUUGCUGGGAUCUCUGGGGGUGUCGUUUCUACUCUCAUGCUGCAUCCAUUGGAUCUCAUAAAAAUCAGAUUCGCAGUCAACGAUGGGGUAACAAAAUCUGUACCACAGUACUCAGGGUUGCGACAGGCAAUUCGAGAAAUAAUAAGACUAGAAGGAUGGAAGGGAUUGUACAGAGGAGUAGCACCCAACGUUCUGGGAUCUGGAAGCUCCUGGGGAUUUUAUUUCUUCUUCUAUAAUAGUAUAAAAACAUGGAUACAAGGUGGCAACUCGAAAAAACCCCUGGGUCCAUCCCUACAUAUGUUUGCAGCAGCUGACGCUGGUGUUCUAACUCUGUUGAUGACAAAUCCAAUUUGGGUUGUGAAGACACGUUUGUGUUUGCAAUACAAGACUGACGUAACCCUGUCAGAGUCCAAGAGGUACUCUGGAAUGAUGGAUGCACUUGAGAAGAUUUACAGGACUGAGGGUGUCAGGGGACUGUAUAAAGGUUUAGUUCCUGGUAUGUUUGGGGUGUCACAUGGGGCUAUUCAGUUCAUGACGUAUGAAGAGAUGAAGAACCAUUAUAACAUUUACAGGAAAAUGCCCAUCGAUACUAAAUUGGGAACCAUGGAGUACAUUUUCUUCGCAGCAAUAUCAAAACUAAUCGCUGCCGCAUCAACGUACCCCUACCAAGUGGUGAGGGCACGCCUCCAAGAUCAUCAUCAUGAUUACAAGGGCACAUGGCACUGCAUCCAAGUUACAUGGAGGGGCGAAGGUUGGCGCGGAUUUUACAAGGGCUUGAGUCCCAACUUAACAAGAGUUGUACCGGCCACCGUCAUCACCAUGGUCGUCUACGAGAACGUGUCACAUUUUAUGCUGAAUAAAUCAUCUGAACGUAAUCAAUACCACAAAUCCAACACCAGUGAACAGUCCUCGAUGCCAGAAAGAAUUAAGAACAUCAAGAAUUGAUUAAGGUAAAAUGGUGCCAUUUAAACAGAAAAACGACGAAAAUUCUGAUAAAAUAAAAUUUAUGAUGAAGAAUUGAGGCAACUUGUUCAUGAGGCAUUCCAUGAUUUACUUUUCCAGCAUUUGAUUCGUUCUGGAUGCAUUUUUCUUUCUACAAGAAAUAAUAAAAAUAAUGAAAUUUUGUAGAGAGCUGUUAGGAUUGCUUACACGAUCAUUUUGGUAGAUUAAUUUCGUUACAAAAAAGACUUGAUAUUUUUCCUUCAUAAAUAAUGAACUAAGUACCAACGGUUGAUGUUAAUUGGAGCUGCAUUUUCUCCAUCGUCUCUUUACAGAGCAAUUAACGGAAAAAUGAAAACUAGCACCUUUGGAAAACCGGGAAGAAUAUUAUCAAAUUUGCUCAAUUAAUUCUUCGAUUAUUUAAUUUAUCUUCUUAUUUGUUUCCCGAAAACUUGAAUUUUCUACAAAACGAAUUUUUAUCUAAGGAUAAGGUGAUAAUUUCUUUCUUCGAUUAUUGAUUAGUUUCCACGGGGCAUGAUUGUGUAAUGAAUAAAAACUUAACGUAAUGAUCACCAUUACGAAAAUCAUUUGAAAAAUACCACAACGCCGAGACUGCUGGCGGGUCUUAUAAUCUGUACUACUCAUAUCGUUUCAUUUUUACUUCAAUCAUACUGUAGUUAUUCACGUGCAACUGACAUAUAGGGGUGUCUAUUUUUUCAAAUUAAUUAGUGGUAAAAAACAAUUGUUUUAUGUUUGGCUCUCAAGAUCGAUGUAACUUGAGCUGUAGUUGAAUAAAUAUGUGUACUGAUGGUAGAAAGAAGUAAA
Messenger RNA from Diachasmimorpha longicaudata, 2201 nucleotides. Its product is annotated as solute carrier family 25 member 32. Gene Ontology annotation, biological process: folate import into mitochondrion; nucleotide transport. Gene Ontology annotation, cellular component: mitochondrion. Bases 333 to 1382 code for a protein of 349 amino acids. The transcript has 6 exons. Gene Ontology annotation, molecular function: FAD transmembrane transporter activity; folic acid transmembrane transporter activity. NCBI's taxonomy places the organism in Eukaryota, Metazoa, Arthropoda, Insecta, Hymenoptera, Braconidae. The record is from RefSeq and is a predicted model, not a curated record.